AUGACAUCGAAGGCACAUCUUACGUCUUCCAACCUCGAUUUUUUUAUAGACAUAGAUGAGUGCGCUGUUAGUCGUGAUUCACCGUGCGACAAAAACGCAGAGUGCAACAACACUGUUGGCUCUUAUAAAUGCACUUGCAAGCCUGGAUACACUGGAGACGGAAAAACAUGUCAAGACAUAGAUGAGUGCGCCAUUAGUGGUGAUUCGCCAUGCGACAAAAACGCAGAGUGCAACAACACUGUUGGCUCUUAUACGUGCACUUGCAAUCCUGGAUACACUGGAGACGGGAAAACUUGUGAUGAUGUCAACGAGUGCACCACCAACCCUGAUAUCUGCAACGGAGAAUGUACCAAUUACAAUGGAUCCUACACGUGCAAGUGCCGUGAUAAAUCUAAUACAAUGUCACAAGCUCCUCACUGUAUACAAGCUACUACCUGCCUAGCCACAAAGCGUGCGAUGCCAAAUGCGAUAGACGGCCUUUAUUGGAUAAAACCGCCAAACAACAGCGACGCACUGCAGGCGUACUGUGAUAUGACGUCAUAUGGAGGAGGCUGGACGAUGUGUUAUACUGUUGACAAUAAGGCUGAGCCAAAGACGAAAACUCAGUACGAUGAAAAAAAACCAUACCCGCAAAAGGGUUACGGGACAGACUGCAACAAUAUUCCAUUCAAAGACGUGAUUUAUAUAUUGGAGAGAACAAAGGAGAGUGUUUACUUCACAAGUGACAAUAAAAAUCUGCCUCUCACGCUAGCCACCAGCUACGAUAUACCAAUCUAUGGAACCUGGUACCCAGCCGGGCAGACCCUGAAUGGCAACCGCACUGUCAGUACUAAGUACGACUUUCAGAUGAUGAUAUGCGACCAGCAAGACAAGCAUCCGUUUGAGGGAGUGAUGGUCAGCGGUAUAGUUAACAAUUGCUAUAAGUAUUGUGACAACCGUAAUCAUUGGUGCAGCGAUAAAAUGUCUGUCUAUUUUCGCACUGGAGGGGAGGGGGGAGAAUACGACGGUGUUGCGUUUAAUACAAAUGGUUAUAUAGGAAGAGAAUUGCCCAAAGACAUUAUAAGCGUCGGACUACGAUAAAAUAUAUUUUCUUUUUCUGGGGCCCCCUUCUUAGGCAAUAGCGGGCAAUAUCAGGAUAAACGAUUUCAUUUAUGUAUGCCAAGAGAAAGACGAAAAUGCGAUUUCAAAAUAACUUCAUCCAUUAAAAGCGAAAUGCCUGAGUUUUUUUCUAAUCCAAGCGUUUUAUUCUCAAACUAAUGUACCAUUUCCUUAAUAAUACUGUAUAUAAUGUUCUCUUCAUUUUAGAAUUGUUUUGUUAACACCGGAAAAUAGACCAUGGCAUGUUUUUAUGUUGGCAAAUCGAAAACUUUUCGACUAGAAAAAUUGCAGUUAUCAACAGAAUCGAAUAUUGGUGUUAAUACAGUACCAAGCUCUUUGAAUUCGACAAAUGGUUUGUUUACAUUAAAUAGCCUAUAUCAAUACAUACCAACUUUUUUAGGAGAAUUGAUACACUUUCCCAACAAGUAAAUUCCAAACAUAGCAAAAUAUGAAUCGAACACUGCUGUUAAACUGUGUGAAGCUUAUCAUACACUCUUGUGUCGUUGGAUAUACUGAUAUAUCCUGAUAUUCUCAUUACUCUCAGAAUACAGGGAUUUCCAUUUAUAAAGCAACCAUGAUGCAUCGCGCGCUACGAUAAAUUGAUUCCACAUAGUGCAACCUUAUUUAAAAUACGUGUGUACAUAGCACGUGUGUACAUAGCACGUGUGUACAUAGCACGUGUGUACAUAAAACAUGUGUAUGAAGUCCAUUCAGCCAGGGCCGUAGCAGGGGGUGGGGCACUGGGGGCACGUGCCCCCCAAAUAUUGUCAACAUUUUAAUGACCACGGAAGGGGUGUGACUAUACCCCCAAUGCUUUCUUAAUUUUCUUGUAUCGUGCCCUCUCCCCCAACUUUUCGAGGGCUGCCAAAGCUCUGUAAGCUGAUAUUAUAAGGAAAAAAUCCAGCACGUUCAGAGCAAAUGUAUAGUAAUAAUACCAAUAGUAUAUGUAUAUAUAUAUAGUCGAAACUUUGUAUAAACAUAUAACCGCAAAAAUAUUUAUAUCGUUAUAUCGAAAAAUAUUUCUAUUGAAACUCUCGGUUUAACGAUAUUCUUGGUAAUGUGCAAGACAAGGUGUUUAUAUAGUUAUGAGUAUUAACACUUGGUGCAUUUUAUUGUUAUACCUAGAAAAUCGUUAUUUACCGAACAUAGCUAUAUGGAUUUGUCUUCAUGUAAAUUUUUAUUGCCAGCGCUAAAUAAAUUUUAACAAGGCCAGCCAUAGCGGGGGAAGGGGCGACUGUACCAAGUAAAAUAGGGAACACCAAAAACUGGUAUUCGACUCCGCCAAUUUUCGUCUUUAAUAAGACUUCUUGUGGCGCGAGACACUAAAACAUUACAACCUGUAAAAAGAUUGUAACGAUUCACCAGUCUGAAGACGAAAAAUUGUCAGAGUCGAAUACCAGUUUUUGGUGUAUUGUAUUUAUUCUUCUGGUUUACGAUCACGACUAUUUAGGGCUUUUGCGUCGAUUCCCAGUAGAAUAGGAGUAUUACUAAGGCUGUGUUUACAUUUGGUAUUUUGUAAUAGGAGUAUUACUAAGGCUGUGUUUACAUUUGGUAUUUUGUAAUAGGAGUAUUACUAAGGCUUUGUUUACAUUUGGUAUUUUGUAAUAGGAGUAUUUCUAAGGCUGUGUUUACAUUUGGUAUUUUGUAAUAGGACUAUUACUAAGGCUGUGUUUACAUUUGGUAUUUUGUAAUAGGAGUAUUACUAAGGCUGUGUUUACAUUUGGUAUUUUGUAAUAGUAGUAUUACUAAGGCUGUGUUUACAUUUGGUAUUUUGUAACAGGAGUAUUACUAAGGCUGUGUUUACAUUUGGUAUUUUGUAAUAGUAGUAUUACUAAGGCUGUGUUUACAUUUGGUAUUUUGUAACAGGAGUAUUACUAAGGCUGUGUUUUGGUAUUUUGUAAUGUGCGCCAACUGCGAUAAAAAGACGAGUGCCCUCGUAAA
Nematostella vectensis (starlet sea anemone) is the source of this 3039-nucleotide messenger RNA. Its product is annotated as fibrillin-1. Gene Ontology annotation, molecular function: calcium ion binding. Lineage: Eukaryota; Metazoa; Cnidaria; Anthozoa; Actiniaria; Edwardsiidae. The record is from RefSeq and is a predicted model, not a curated record. Bases 1 to 1080 code for a protein of 359 amino acids. The transcript has 5 exons.